AUGGGCUUGUCGGACCUAGCCGUCGACCGUCUCAUCCCAUGCAUUACUGGCAUCUGGCGCGUGGAUUGGAAUGGAAUGGAAGAAGGAUGGAAGAAUCUGGACUUUCUCGGCGCUGCGGGUUGGUGGCAGGCUGGCUGCCUAAGAGGUGGCUUGGGUUUAACCUUGAGGUUUGUGGCGUUCUGGCGAUUUGUGUGGUUGGGAGUGGGUAAAAGCGAGGAAGGCCUGAGCCGGAUGUGGUGCCAAUGGCAUGUGAGAUUCAAAAACGAAGGAAAGAUGAAGGUUGCAAAUGAGGGAAAUCAUGGGUGA
Messenger RNA from Aspergillus puulaauensis, 306 nucleotides. RefSeq lists its product as uncharacterized. The coding region runs from base 1 to 306 and encodes 101 amino acids. The transcript has a single exon. Lineage: Eukaryota; Fungi; Ascomycota; Eurotiomycetes; Eurotiales; Aspergillaceae. The record is from RefSeq and is a predicted model, not a curated record.